UUUAUACAGCUGCUGAUUGGGAGUAAUAUAUUUACAUUGCUUUGUUAAAGUAAUCUUCAUAAUGAUGGAAAUGAAAGAAAAUGAUUUGAACGAAAACAUGGAAGGUAUUGAUUUACUAGAAUAUUGCUUUUAUCACAAAUUUCUUUUAGUGGAAGAGCUGGUACUACAAAAAAACUUUUUAAAAUUACACCACGGACGUUGCGCUGUGAUCGGCAAAUUGAUUCAACACCAAAAUGGUUACCCCGUGCUGGAAAAUAUCAACCAAUCCUCAAUAUUACCCAGGGCUUGCAAUCUACCGGAAGGCACAGUAAAUUUGCGUCUAUUUAAAUUCGUCACCGCCGACGUUGAAUUAAAAUUUGGGCAAUAUUGUGAAGUUUGUGGUGAAAUAGUCCUUUGGAAUCCCAAUAGCUCCCGUGACAACUGGUUGUCUAUGACACCUCGUGGCGCAGUUGAGUUAGAAUUGAAAAAUUGUGAUAAAGUAGUUAGAAAACAAAAGAUUGAGAAGUUAUGCGAUACGUACCUUCCAGCAAUUAAUAUAUUUAGAGUAGAUUACAUAGAUUGUGCCGUGGAACUCAUUCAAAGACAUUUAAAAAUUCGACUGCUUACUCCGAAUCAUAAAAGAAGUAAUUAAAAAUGUAUGCUUUUGGAAAAAGAUGUGUAAAAUUACAAAAGUUAGCUGAGGUAUGUUGCAAAAUUCUACAUUUAUUUAUUGUUUGUAUUUAUAUUUUAAAUUUAUUAAUGUAAUUAUUAUAUUAUGAAGAAGGCAAUAGGCUCGUUUCUAUUGAUAAAUAUAUUUAAUCACAUACUUA
Bactrocera tryoni is the source of this 809-nucleotide messenger RNA. RefSeq lists its product as uncharacterized. Bases 62 to 631 code for a protein of 189 amino acids. Lineage: Eukaryota; Metazoa; Arthropoda; Insecta; Diptera; Tephritidae. The transcript is spliced from 2 exons. The record is from RefSeq and is a predicted model, not a curated record.